Acanthosepion pharaonis is the source of this 1500-nucleotide messenger RNA. The record is from the annotation of a GenBank genome assembly. NCBI's taxonomy places the organism in Eukaryota, Metazoa, Mollusca, Cephalopoda, Sepiida, Sepiidae.
AUGGCUCAAUUAUAUACCCAGGGAAAAUGUCAUGGAAUUCAUCCUUUUAUUGUACAAAUUCGAAGUCUAGAAGAUCACAAGCCAUUACCAGGAGUGACACUUGGAGAUAUUGGUCCUAAAAUGGCUCUAAAUGUAAUUGAUAAUGGCUUUCUUUAUGUAGACCAUGUACGUAUUCCACAUAACCAUCUAUUAAUGAAACAUUGUCAGUUACAAAAGGAUGGUACCUAUAUUGCCAAUGAGAAUAACAAAGUUUUCUAUGGUUCUAUGAUGUAUGUAAGAGCUGUGAUAAUCCUUGACACUUACCAUAAGCUUGCUUCUGCAGUUACCAUAGCUAUACGUUAUAGUGCUGUUCGGAGACAAACAGUAUUAUAUCCAAACAAGGAUGAGGAGCAAAUACUAAACUUUCAAACCCAGCAGUACAAACUAUUCACAGUUUUGAGUAAAGCAUUUGCUUUUUUUUUCACUGGUUCUUCUGCAAUUGCUGCCUACAAGAAAGUUUUCAGUGAUAACAAUGAAGAUAAAGAGCAACAGUUUAAGUCACUUCAUGCAUUGCUUGCUGGGCUAAAAGCCAUCAGCACUUGGAAUACUGCAGAAGGUAUAAAGAUUUGUCGGGAAGCAUGUGGAGGACAUGGAUUCUCUAUGAGCAGUGGCUUACCCCAACUUGAGAGCCUUACUUGUGCUUCUUGUACAUAUGAAGGUGAUAACACUGUUAUGCUACUACAAACAGGCAGAUACUUAUUGAAAUGUGCUCAAGAAUUAUCCAAUGGUACUAAAUUACAAGGUACUGUUGCCUAUUUAGAGGAAGACUUUAGCAUGGGCCACACUCAAGUUGGAGGAAAUUUACAUUUACCAGCUUUAUUAAGACUAUACCAGCAUAGUUCACAGGUAAAUCUGAUGCAGGUAUUUCAGCAAUUCUCUAAGAAACUUGCAUCUGGCAAUAGUUUUGAGGAGGUGUGGAAUAUGAUGUCUGUCAAUAUUAUGAAAAGUGCCAUGGCACAUUGUUUAAUUUAUACAGUCAAGACAUUCAUUACUGGUGUUAAUGACAUUGAACAGCCUGAAUUGAAAUUAGUGUUGAUGGAUUUAUGCAAGUUGUAUUGUGUUCAUGGAAUUAUUGAAAACCUCAGUAACUUCUUGUUGCCUGGUUUAUUAACAGAAAUUCAAGUGUCAGAAUUAAAUGAUGCCAUGUUCAACCUAUUGACUAAAAUUCGACCAAAUGCUGUCACUUUAGUGGAUGCAUUUGCUAUCACUGAUAGAAAACUGAACAGUACAUUGGGCCGUUAUGAUGGUCAAGUGUACUCGGCUCUUUAUGACUAUGCCAUGGGUUCACCACUGAAUAAGACAAAAGUUCAUGUUUCUUAUCAUCGACACUUGCAGGAUUUUUUAAAAGAAAGGCAGCUUAAAGCUAAUCUGGUGUCAACCUGCACCACUUACUCUCUCCUUCUCUUUAUUCGUACUUUGUUUUCCCCCACUCUCUCUCAUUCACCAGUCAGGAUCCUUUGA